This is a messenger RNA of Hibiscus syriacus, 453 nucleotides long. RefSeq lists its product as uncharacterized. NCBI's taxonomy places the organism in Eukaryota, Viridiplantae, Streptophyta, Magnoliopsida, Malvales, Malvaceae. The transcript has 5 exons. The record is from RefSeq and is a predicted model, not a curated record. Bases 1 to 453 code for a protein of 150 amino acids.
AUGAGAAUCUGCAUUGCCUAUGUUGAAACUUUUAAACAAGGAGGUUUAUUCAGUUAUCAUCCUAAAUGCAAGAAAAUUGGGCUCACACAUCUCACUUUUGUUGAUGACCUUCUAAUCUUUUGCAAGGGAAAUAUGGAGUCAAUUGCUGGAGUUCUUUCUCAUGAAUUUCUCCAAGGAACCCUGAAACUUAUCAAAACCUCUACUGGUUUCAAGUUUGGACUUCUGCCAGUGAGAUAUCUAGGGGUUCCGCUUGUUUCUCGGAAACUCACAAUUAAGGACUGCUCCCUCCUUAUUGAUAAGAUCAGAUCCAGAAUCCACCAGUGGUCUGGGAGACAUUUAAGCUAUGCUGGAAGAAUAAACCAACUUUGCUCAAGAUAUCUAUGGAGAGGCUCUGACACUUCAUCCUCUGGAGCAAGGGUUCUUUGUGGAUUGCUUGGACAUAUUCUUAAGUAA